This is a messenger RNA of Rotaria sp. Silwood1, 762 nucleotides long. The record is from the annotation of a GenBank genome assembly. Lineage: Eukaryota; Metazoa; Rotifera; Eurotatoria; Philodinida; Philodinidae.
AUGAGUGACGUUGAUUUUCUAUCAGAACCGUCUACGGACGAUGAUAGUGAUAAUGAUGAUGAUGAUGAUGAUGAUGAUGAUGAUGAUGAAAAUACAACAUCGAACGCUCAAAUAUCUACUGAUGAAGACGAAAGUUUAUGAUCUUCUGAAGAUGAGCAAAAUGAUGAAAUUCUAUCGAUUGAUGUUCAGACAGAUCCAACUUUACAAGAAAUUUGUGUAUUAAUUAAACGAGUUCGUAGAUUCGUCAGUCUUGUUCGUAAAUCAUCAAAUCUACACGAAUACGUUCAGCAACAAAAAAGGGAAAAGAAAUUAUCUGGUGAUGUAAGUAAUUGUUUGUAUACUAGAAAUAUAGUGUGUCAAUUUGAAAUUGAAAGCCUAUGGAUAGUGAAUACCAUCAGGAUUAGAACUGAAAAAACUUUACUAAUUAUAUCGCAAAUUGUAAAAUCGGCAGAUAAAUAACAUGUACUUUAGUGCCUAUUCGGUUUGUAGAGCCUGUAAGAAAUUUAAAAUAAUCUUAAUCUAAAUAACGCACGAGAGUUAUUGACUUUCUUGAAAAACAAAUACUAGCAUGCAUAAUAUCAAGAAAAUUUAGCGUACACAAUGUAAUAUAAUAAUGGCCUCAUUCGCGACACACGGUUUCAAACACGUUAGCAGAAUUUCAACCAAUUCGAAGUCUAAUCCAAGUACAAUCAUUGUUUCAAAACUGUCUAAAAAAUCCUGGGAGUACUAUUUAGUCAUUUUUAAAGGUUUCAUACUUACUUC